CGUAAAACAAAGGCUCUCUUUUGUUAAUUCAGCAAUAAGGAGAAUUUUCACAAGCUUUUCUUUAUGAGAGAAUCUUUUGAUUUUGGCAACAGAGAUAGAAUUGAAUUCAAAGCUCCUUUCGUUUCAGGUGCAGAAAUGGCAACUAAUGAUUCAGGAUUGGCAUUUAAAAGAUGGGGUAGAACACAGCCAUUUAUGAAAUAUGGCAUUCCAAUGAUCUUAGUCACGGUGUUUGGGGCGCUUGGUUAUGGUCGUCUCUUGAAAGGCAGACAGCACAUGUAUAACUGGAGCAAAGAGAGAACCAAAAAUUACGACGCAAGAUCAAGAAAGGGUGUUAGUAAAACUUAGUAAGGCGACGAUGUCAUAAUUGCAUAAAAUUUGAAGGGCUGAAAGAAAACAGUCUUCUGAUCAAGGACCUAUUUGUUUCUCAAAAAAUUAUAAAUAAAAAAAAGUACAUAUGUUUGGUGGAUUCCUCC
Molecule: messenger RNA, 473 nt
Organism: Quercus lobata
Lineage: Eukaryota; Viridiplantae; Streptophyta; Magnoliopsida; Fagales; Fagaceae
Exons: 3
Coding region: 64-345 (93 amino acids)
Source: RefSeq, a predicted model, not a curated record